This is a messenger RNA of Haemonchus placei, 363 nucleotides long. Lineage: Eukaryota; Metazoa; Nematoda; Chromadorea; Rhabditida; Trichostrongylidae. The record is from the annotation of a GenBank genome assembly.
AUGUGCUAUUGGCAGGAUCUUUCGAGUGAGAAAACAUUACGGGAUCUCGAAAUUUGGCGUCGAGAUCGCCAGCAAGUGGCGCGGCUUAUCUGCCUGCAGAUGUUGAGAUGUGGCCAUAUCGAAAGUGCAAAGGCACUAGCGGAAGAGAUGAAUGUGACAAAUAUGGUGGACUUAGACGUGUUCUCGAAAGUUCAGCGUGUGAUCAACGCCCUGCUUAACAAGGAUACCGCUCCUUGCUUAGAGUGGAUUGCAGAACAUCGAUCCAAGUUGCGAAGAAUGAAUAGCAAGUUAGAGCAGGUGGUUCGGGUUCAGGUGAAUUAUUUUUUCUUUGCACACCUCUUUUUUUAUCUCGACUCUAUCUAG